Molecule: messenger RNA, 201 nt
Organism: Rodentolepis nana
Lineage: Eukaryota; Metazoa; Platyhelminthes; Cestoda; Cyclophyllidea; Hymenolepididae
Source: the annotation of a GenBank genome assembly
AUGCUGUGGUCUUCCUCCAUCGCCAAGUUUGCCAAUGAGCCACAGUCACACGAGGCUGUUGGUGGCUUGUACUCAUCUUCACCGGUUCUCGCUUCACACACCCUCGAGAAUGCCUCAGUGCGAGUGAACUUACUCCAAUUCCAAAGGCGCUCAAUUCAAUACAAUACCACUCUCAACUUCGAUUCACCCACAAACUACUGA